GCAGAAGUCGACCGGUGCAUCACACGUACGGCGCCCCGUCGACGCGUCCCCAGAGCAUUCACCUCGGCUUAUCGGCCCGUCUCAUUCAGAAGUGUUGGGGUGACCUCAGUGAGAUAAUGUGCAGACGAACGAAGUGAAGGCAGCCUCGAGGUUUCCUGCACCAUACCUCGCGGCAGCAUUAUCUGCACCCCUUCACCUUCCGCCAUGCACCCAUCGAUUAUCUCCUGAGGCUUCCUUCCACAUGGCCCAUCCGCAUUAUAAAUCCCCGUCGCGUUCGCAUCGCCAUCCAUCGCUCUAGUUGCUCAUCCCACAGAAUGAAGACGAACGCCAUCCUCAGCCCCCGUAAGGACACUGAUGACUACAUCGUCGGUGUCAAUGCUCCUUUCGAUCCGUACGGAGUUCGUUCCGCCGAUCGCUCCCUCACUCGUAGCGUCAGAGACGUUGUACAGAAUCUCAUGAGAUUCAGGUUCUUCUCUCUCGCGGAUAUCCGCGCAAUAUUAAAUGUCGCUCAAAACAUCCUCGGCCAUGGCCCGGGCAUCGACGACCGGCUCUAUUUCCUUGAAAGACUCCUCAUCUUCAUCGCCCGCUCCCCCGACAACUUUGCUAUUGCCCGCAAUCUUCAGCUUGAUGUCAUCAACAUUUUGUUCAAGGACCUCCAGAGUCCGCCCGUGAACUUUCUUGCUAUUCCUUCCGUCGUGCCUUCCCCAAUCGAGUUCGUCAACUACGCGUACCGCACCGCCGACGGUAGCAAUUACAAUGUGCUCAUGCCGACUCUCGGCAUGGCGGGCUCGCCUUAUGUGCGCUCGGUGCCGGGUACGACUCCAAUCCCGCAGCAUCAUCUCCCUGAACCCGAGCUCGUUUUCAAUAUGCUGUUGAGACGCGACGGUUUUGUAGAGCACCCGGGAGGGCUCUCGAGCUUAUUCUUCUCAUUCGCGAACCUCAUCAUCCACAGCAUCUUCCACACGAAUCCGCGCGACUGGACGAUUAACGACGCGAGCAGCUACCUUGAUCUCAGCCCGCUUUACGGCAGCAAUCAGGAGCAGGUUGACAGCGUCCGCCGCAAGGAUGGCACGGGACGCCUGUGGGAGGAUGUGUUCGCUGACGCUCGCCUGCUGCUCAUGCCCCCCUCUACCGGAGCGUUGCUCGUGCUCUUUUGCCGUAACCACAAUUAUGUCGCAGAGCGCAUCCGCGCAAUCAAUGAAUUCCGCACGUAUGCCGAUCCCGCCACGCUCGACGAAAAGGGACGCGCGGCACAGGACGAUGAAAUCUUCCAACGCGCGCGACUUGUGAACACUGCGUUUUUUAUGCAGGUGAUCCUGGGCGACUACGUAGGCGCGAUCCUUGGCCUGACUCGGGACGGGUUGACCUGGCGGCUGGAUCCGCUCCAGGCGAUGCGCGAGCCGACCCACGAGUGGAUACCGCGCGGAGACGGGAACGUUGUGUCGAUCGAGUUUAAUCUCAUGUAUCGUUGGCACAUGGCGAUCUCGAAGGAGGACAGGGACUGGACGGAUGACCUGUUUCACCAGAUGUUCCCAGGAAUGGAUUUCGAUCAGAUUACGGUGGAGGACUUUUGGAAGGCGGUGCGGGAGUAUCGCGAGAGGCUUCCGACGGAUCUGCGCGAGUGGACAUUUAGCGGACUUCAGCGCGACGCGAGCGGACGAUACAAUGAUGCGGAUCUCGCCCACAUCUUACAGAGCGCGACGGAGGCUCCAGCGGGCGCGUUCAGAGCACGCGGGAUCCCUGAAGCGUUACGCGUCGUCGAGAUCCUCGGCAUCCUUCAGGCGCGCAGCUGGGGAACGUGCUCGCUUAACGAGUUUCGAAGCUUCAUGGGCUUGCGGCCGUACAGAUCCUUUAAGGAGUGGAACCCCGAUCCAAAGGUUUAUAUGGCAGCAGAGAAGCUGUACCACAAUAUCGACAACUUGGAACUCUAUGUCGGCAUGCAGGCGGAGGAGACCAAGGUGCCGAUGCCUGGCGCGGGCCUGUGCCCCGGGUUCACGAUGUCUCGCGCGAUCCUCGCGGAUGCGGUGUGCCUCACGCGCGGGGACCGAUUCCUCACCGUCGAUUUGACGCCGUUCAACCUGACGACGUGGGGCUUCCAGGACGUUCAGGUCAAUGGACUUGACGGCUCGUGUGGCGGGAUCUUGUCCAGGCUACUCAUACGCACGCUCCCCGCAUGCUAUUCUGCGAGCUCUGCAUACACGCUCUUCCCAUUCAUGGUGCCGAAGAGGAUGAAGGAAUAUGUGACGAAAUGGCCAGGGAGCCCGGUUGAUCAGUAUUUGUGGACGCGGCAGGAAAGCCUGACGAAUGGGAUCCGGAAGGAGUUGGGAGUGGAAAAGAUGGCGCAGCGAAUCCUGGGAGUGCUGCCGGAUCGGCAGUCGGUCCACAAGGCGCUAUACGAGCCAGGCGCACUGGAGCGUCACGCAGCGUCAUUUGGCAAGAUCACGCGGAGUCUGAUCGUGGCCAAAUCGGUCGUGCAUGCUAACCUAGCGAUGCGCUAUGUGAAUGUCGUAAAGGACGUCGUCAAUCUUAUCCCGGUGUAUUGGAUCGCGAAAUAUGCAACCGGAAUACCAAUGAAGACAGAGGCGAACCCACAGGGCUUCUUCGGCGAGCAGGAACUAGUGCACAUGUUUGCGGACGUUGCAAGCUACUUAUCCCCGGAUAUCAACACAUCGGAGGAAUUUGAGCUGCGCGAGAAAUAUCUCAAGAUAGCGCAAGUGGUGACGGAUGUCGUCAAAUUCCACCUCUCACAGUUUGAAAGCGGCUCACCGCUCGGCACACCUGGUCGGGCCGCAGACCAUUACGAGCACGACCGCAAGUUCCUCACAGCCCUGCGCGCCUCGGGAAAGCAUGCGGGCUAUGACGCUCUCGCUGCAGGCGUGUUUGUGGAGAUCGUGGCGAGCGCGGCACCGUAUUCGCGUGCGCUUGCGCAUGUGGUGGAUUAUUUCUUGGAAGAAGGGGAGAGAGAGGAGUUGGUGAGAUGGUUGGCGGCUGGGAAGGAGGGUGAGGCGCAGGUGGAGGAGGGGAUCUUCCGAGCUUUGGGUUCUGAUCAGACGAAUGGCGUGCCCAAGUCGAAUGGCAUCUCUCACAGCGCAUUGCUGCUAAACAAGCAAGGGCUUGUCAAGCCUAUAUUCUUCGUCAAAACUGCCGCCGAGGUCCUUCGUGCAAUUUUCGCCUUGGACGGGUUGCGACGUGUACCUGGUGUGAAGGGCAUUCUCAACCAACUUUCCGAUAGCAUGGACGGAAGGCAAGAACACUUCUACCUGGACACCGAGGGCAAGGUCACUGAGUGGCCCGUCUCGAUGACGGUGCAGUACAUCGUCCAUUGAAUAGAGUAAAUGCUUGAUUGUACCUCAGCAUCCUGUCCCUGUCAUUGCUGUAACACUAGAGAUC
Laetiporus sulphureus 93-53 is the source of this 3390-nucleotide messenger RNA. RefSeq names its product heme peroxidase. Gene Ontology annotation, molecular function: peroxidase activity; heme binding. The record is from RefSeq and is a predicted model, not a curated record. The coding region runs from base 315 to 3326 and encodes 1003 amino acids. NCBI's taxonomy places the organism in Eukaryota, Fungi, Basidiomycota, Agaricomycetes, Polyporales, Laetiporaceae. Gene Ontology annotation, biological process: response to oxidative stress. The transcript has 27 exons.